Molecule: messenger RNA, 1037 nt
Organism: Cryptomeria japonica (Japanese cedar)
Lineage: Eukaryota; Viridiplantae; Streptophyta; Pinopsida; Cupressales; Cupressaceae
Product: protein LEAD-SENSITIVE 1
Exons: 4
Coding region: 102-803 (233 amino acids)
Source: RefSeq, a predicted model, not a curated record
GUAUAAGUACUAUUCAAUGAUACCUUCCUUCUACUCAACUAUACCUAAAUUGCUGUGAAACAUAUGGCAUUAAAAUCCGUGCUGCAAGAUCACUGGCUUUCAUGGCUCAAUCCAUAGAGAGAGAUGCCCUCAAACCUGGCGAUCACAUUUAUUCCUGGAGAUGGUGGAGUUGGUGGAGGAGUUAUGCACACCAUGGUAUAUACGUUGAGGAGAAUCGAGUGAUUCAUUUCGUACCUUCCGUUAAAUCCUCUUCAUCUUCAAAGAUGAGUUCAGGUAAGCAAUGCCCUGAUUGUGGGUACGAUGGACAAAGCAGAGUAAUAAAGACCUGCUUAGAUUGUUUUGUGAAUGGAGGAAAGAUCUACCGAUAUGAGUAUGGGGUUUCAACAAAGCAAUAUAAAAAGAAUGGAGAACCUUGCCACACUGUGGUAGCAGAAAAAUCCAGAAAUACAAUAAUUCAUCGAGCACGCUACCUUCUUGGACAUGGAUUUGGGGAUUAUUCUCUGACUGAUAACAACUGCGAAAAUUUUGCUAUCUAUUGCAUGACAGGAAUAGAAGGCAUUAUAUCAGGGCAAGUCGACAAGAACUGGAACUUUAUUCAGCUUGCCCGCUCUUUGUUUUAUUUCGGGUUCGGAGAAACUGGAGAGGAAUAUACCAGGGAAGAUAUGGGAGAUUCCAGUGAAGGAUUUUGUGAAGCUAUCCAAGUUGGAGGAUUUCCGAGAGAAUACAUGCAAGGUAGCACUUCUCCUUCUCUGUGGAAAGGCGUAGCAGAGGAGUUUUGUGCAGCCUACAAGAAGACCGUUUAGCUCUAAACGAACUGAAGAUGCUGUUUUCUUCCCUGCUCCCAAAGACGAGGAUAUUUUGGGGCAGUGUAGGCCCUUAAUAUGAUAUACAUUUCCAUUGGUUUGGAUUUGGUUUUUGAUUUUGAAAGUUUCCUCCAUUUUCCUGUCGUGGUUUGAUAUUCCAUAGUGAAAGACAACAAACGACUUAAAAAGUGGCAAUAUCUGACUUAAUUGGAUGGAGUUUUGACGCUUUUUGCA